Molecule: messenger RNA, 3864 nt
Organism: Hermetia illucens (black soldier fly)
Lineage: Eukaryota; Metazoa; Arthropoda; Insecta; Diptera; Stratiomyidae
Gene: row
Exons: 11
Coding region: 174-3647 (1157 amino acids)
Biological process (GO): regulation of transcription by RNA polymerase II
Cellular component (GO): nucleus
Molecular function (GO): DNA-binding transcription factor activity, RNA polymerase II-specific; sequence-specific DNA binding
Source: RefSeq, a predicted model, not a curated record
AACUACCAACAAACUCUUCCGAAACCGCUUCCAUAGAAGAAGACAAGUUUGCGCGAUUUAUUUUCGUGGAUUGUAUCGUGAAUAAAUAUUUGUGUUUUAUGACUCCGCUCUACCGCCGAAUUCCCUCGGGAGAAGUUCUCUUUGAUUAUUGAGUUUUGUUGAAUUUGUUAGAAAUGAUAUCGGUUCGGAAAAUGGAAAUUCUGGACGAUGAAGAAGAAACGCCGAUGAUGGUUGACAUGGAGUGCUGGGAGGACGAGCUAAGUCCUGAACAGAAAGCCGCAUAUAAACAACUCGAAAAAGAACACAAAAUCGUCAAAAACGAACUGGAUAAGAUUGUCGGAAUGGACAGCUGCAAAAUGGUUUUCAAUGGGUUGCAAUUUAAAAUUAUUGAAGUUGAUGGUCCGAUUAGCAAGUUGCCGUCGGGAUCACGGGAAAGGCGAAAACCCCCAACGCCGCCACCAACGUAUAGACGUGACUCGAGGUAUCGCGACGGCACCUUGAAGAAACGGCCUAUCAUAAUAGAUGAUGACGACGACGACGAAGAUGACGUUCCACUUGCCAAACGUAUCGCCAACAUCAAGAAAGAAGCCAAGUUGAAAAAACAAGAAUCCGAGGGCAAAUCAAAGAAAUCUCAUCAUCAUCAUCAUAAAUCCUCACCGAAAGAAAAAGAAGUCGAUGAAGCUUUAUGUCGUCCAGUCGAGUCUUCAGCAAUGGGCGGUCUUACUAUUGGCAACGUUGCAAAGAAAAAUGUUCUAACUGGACCUGAUUCCAAGGAGCUUACUUUCAGCAAAAUACAAGGGAAAACAUUCCCAUCACUGGUUGUUGUUGCCAGACCAUCACUCCGCGUCAAUGCGAUAACAACAACCAAUCGACCGGAACUGGAUUCGAAAGUGAAAGUGGUACUGAUACUUACUCCAGCCAAAUUCACAGAAUGGCUUAUACAGCAGGGUCUGUUGAGGUCGGAGCAGAAAUGUUUGAAGCAUAGGAAGAAUGAUCUGAAGUUAGGUGUCUACUCAGACGUAUCGAAGUUUCCAUAUUCAGGAGGCUACGUAUGGAUCAGUGACUGUCGGCCGGUUCGAUUCAUUUCUGUUUUCAAUGGUUCAAUUUUCGAGGGGGCUCCUCACCCGCCGUCAUGCAUUCUCAAAUUAGUUUACCAUUGGUCAUGCCAAACGAGCAUCCAGAAUGUGAUCCAAUGGGUUAAAGUAGAUAGUUUUUAUGUGAAGACAGUUUACACAUGGCUUCGAGCCAUCUGCAGUAUAGCAAUUUAUCAACACUUGAAGCCAAUGGGCGGGAUUGGAAAAUAUAUCGAGGUUGGUGUGAUUUCUUUGGGAACAACAACACAAGACGGUCAACAAAGACAAGUCAAAGUCGAAGUUCUUGGAGUCUUCGAUCCAUUCACAAAAGUAAUUCGUCUGCGUGCUAUUGAACCAAUAAACGAAAAGGAAGUUAGCUACAAAAAGCGAUUUGUUAAAAUAUUAGAACCGUUAAAGGACUGGGUACUGAAGGAGAGCAAUUUAACCAUUGACUUGACCAUCGACAAGGGUGUGUUGGUUGGAAUGGGCUUCAAAAAUAUCAUUCAAAUUCCAGCAGCUGACAAAACAGCUAAACAUUCAAAUGCUCAUGUUAUGGACUAUCUGAGACGAAUUGUGCCGCGGAUGUUCCAGAACACAUUAUCGUUGUUAUCGCGAGAAAUGAUUCAACAAUUUUUAGAUGAGUUGGUUUGGCGUGAACAAUACGGAACAUCCCCAUUGGAGACAUUCAACAAUAUAACGAAACAUAUCUCGGAACAAACUCGAGUGGAUUCAAUGGAAAGUCUUAUCACUCGAUUGAAUAAGGUCGCUACCAACCCUUUCAAUUGUGCACAAAUCAACACAACCCCAGAACCGAUGUCAUCCACGUCACCGCCUUCGAUUUUAAAAUCCGGCGCAUUGAAGAAAAUUCCAGUUGUUGUUAAGAAGGAAGAGCCCCCAGCGCACACACCAUCACGACGUGGCCGCAAACCAGGCUCUACAAAUAAGCAAUCCAAUCAAAAGCAAAACACAAAACGAGCCGCCGCCUCAAUUUCACCAGAAAGAGAGAAGAAAGAAAAGAAAAAAGAGAAGUCACCAGUUGUAGCACCGCCUACAGAACCUCGCCGGAAACAAGCUAUCAAGGCUGCGAAAGAUGAUGGCGAUAAAGAUAAGGACGAUGAGUCGGUACUCUUUGAAGAGACAUUCUAUGGAGUUCUCAACGGCUUGAGUUCGGAAGAUCACAAGUUCCCAAUCGUAGAGACCUUCUCGGUACAAUGUCCGGAUUGUAAGCAAACAUUUGACAACAACAUCAAAUUACAAACUCACAUAUUCGAUCAUCUCGUCUCCGAUGCGCAAAAUCCAUUGCAAUGCAUUUGUUGCUUGGAAAGAUUCGAAAAUGAAGAAAAAUUGAAAAAGCAUCAAGACUUCAUUCAUGCCUUGAUUACGAAAAAUCCUGCGCAAACAUAUAACUGCAUAAUCUGUGAGGCUCGUUUCAAUUCAAUUCCAAUGUUGAGCGGCCACACGCAGAAGACUCAUUGCGUCCUCGAUAUGCCAUAUCGUUGCGGUGUUUGCGACUAUCGAUGCUCAUCACGACGAAAAGUUAUCGAGCAUUUCCAUCAAUCUCAUAAUAGAGUUGGGGUUUUGCAGUGCAAUUUCUGUUUGUUGGUUUUCCAAGUCUACGGAAACGAGGGUCCUCUCCUAGAGCCCGUAAGCAAGUAUGUCGAACAUAUUCAGCAGCACUUCGUUAAAACAUUGGCUAAGAAAUGCUCAAAAUGUGCACUAUCCUUCCUGAAUAGAGGUUCAUUGAAAACCCAUCUCUUAUUCGAUCAUCAAAGUUUUGCCGGUGUUGGAGGAGUGAAGCCAUUAAUACCGAACACUAUCUAUGCUACGAUGGCUAAGCUUAAAACUACACAAAAACCUACAUCGGCUUAUACAUCUCUGAAAGAUUUCAACGAUGUGACCCAAUGUCUUACACCAGGCAAAGCAUGUAUUGAAUGCGAUGCAGCGUUCGAAGAAGAAAACCAUCUGAUAGGCUUCCUGAAAUGCCAGAAGUGUCGAUAUCAAACGUGUUGUGUACGCGCAAUGCUUGAUCACAGCUCAUCAUGUCAAACGGGAGUCAAUCCUGAAAGCAAUGUUCACAUUGAACUCGACACGGAAAUGCAUUGCGUGUGUGGAUUCUCAAACUGCGAUGGCAAUUCUAUGGCACGUCAUUUAGCUACAUGCGACCAUAAAAGUGCAUACCCAUCUGUAGAGUCAGCUCAGGAGAACACUGUUAAACGUAACAUGCUGGAUAUGUUAGGGUUGAUGCGACGACCGGGUGAAUCCGAUGAUAUUGCAAGUGGCAAUCCAGAAGAACAGGCAAAUGAGAGCGACGUUCAAAUGAGUGAACAAUCGAAAGCAGAAGGAUCUACCGUCGAAGGUCAACAAAGUAUUCUUGAAUCAAGUUCAGAUACAGGUCAAAUUGGUGAAACCCCAUCAUUACAAGAGGAUUCAACUGCUGUGAGUGAUAAUGUAAAUGAGAAUCCAUCAGAUGCAGCGCGUCCACCAGAGAUGAGUGGAACCACUGAAUUUCAAGUGCAAUCAGAAGGAACUACUGAAUUUGGCAGCCUACAAAUAGAGCCAAUGGAAACAACAUAGAUUUAAUCAUAUUGCUGAUGAUCAACAUUAUCCAGUUGAGAUUUGGAUUUCGGUUUUAAUUUUGCUUCAAUUAUUUCUUGAAAAUGUAUGCACAAAUCGUUUUUUAUAUGAAUAUGACGAAGGACGAGAUGAUGCAACGAACUUUGAUGGCAGUUUCAUAAUAUACAUCAUCACUUUCCAUCCUUUUAUGUGAAUUAUAAUAUCUCAAUACAUCUUA